AUGGCCACGCUCUGCUUCUUCCGCUUCUGGCUCGGUUUCGGCAUCGGCGGCGACUACCCGCUGUCCGCGACCAUCAUGUCCGAGUACGCCAACAAGCGGACGCGCGGCGCGUUCAUCGCGGCCGUCUUCGCCAUGCAGGGCUUCGGCAACCUCACCGGUGGCAUCGUCGCCAUCAUCAUCUCGGCGGCGUUCAAGUCUCGCUUCGACGCGCCGGCGUACAAGGACGAUCCCGCCGGCUCCACGGUGCCGCAGGCCGACUACGCGUGGCGCAUCGUCCUCAUGUUCGGCGCCAUCCCGGCUCUGCUCACCUACUACUGGCGCAUGAAGAUGCCCGAGACGGCGCGGUACACCGCGCUGGUGGCCAAGAACGCCAAGCAGGCGGCGUCCGACAUGACGCAGGUGCUCAACGUGGAGAUCGUCGAGGAGCCGGAGCCCGCGGAGGAGCUGGCGCGGCGCGAGCAGUUCGGGCUCUUCUCCCGGCAGUUCGCGAAGCGGCACGGCCUGCACCUGCUGGGCACGACGGCGUGCUGGUUCCUCCUGGACAUCGCCUUCUACUCGCAGAACCUGUUCCAGAAGGACAUCUACACGCCCGUGAACUGGCUGCCCAAGGCGGAUACCAUGAACGCGCUGGAGGAGAUGUUCAAGAUCUCCCGCGCGCAGACGCUCGUCGCGCUGUGCGGCACCAUCCCGGGCUACUGGUUCACCGUCUUCUUCGUCGACAUCAUCGGCCGCUUCAUCAUCCAGCUCGGCGGCUUCUUCUUCAUGACGGUGUUCAUGCUCGGCCUGGCCAUCCCGUACCACCACUGGACCACGCCGGGGCACCACAUCGGCUUCGUCGUCAUGUACGCCUUCACCUUCUUCUUCGCCAACUUCGGGCCCAACUCCACCACCUUCAUCGUGCCGGCGGAGAUCUUCCCUGCGCGGCUGCGGUCCACGUGCCACGGCAUCUCGGCGGCGGCCGGGAAGGCCGGGGCCAUCAUCGGUUCCUUCGGCUUCCUGUACGCCGCUCAGAGCACGGACCCGAACAAGACGGACGCAGGGUACCCGCCGGGCAUCGGAGUCCGCAACUCGCUGUUUGUCCUCUCCGGCUGUAUCGUCGCCGGGUUCUUUUUCACGUUCCUCGUGCCGGAGUCAAAGGGGAAGUCGCUGGAGGAACUCUCCGGUGAGAACGAACACGAGGAGGCUGAAACGUCCGCUGCGGCCGACUACAGGACUGCGCCGGCGCCACCGGCUUGA
Miscanthus lutarioriparius is the source of this 1236-nucleotide messenger RNA. The record is from the annotation of a GenBank genome assembly. NCBI's taxonomy places the organism in Eukaryota, Viridiplantae, Streptophyta, Magnoliopsida, Poales, Poaceae.